CAGAAAUGCUCCCUUGGCCGCCCAGGAACCAUGAGCCCUGCAACUCCGGUCCCAUCCGACUCCGAGCUGGAAAGUCCUUUUGAAGAAAUGGCCCUGGUAAGGGGCGGCUGGCUGUGGAGACAGAGCUCCAUCCUCCGGCGCUGGAAGCGGAACUGGUUCGCCCUGUGGCUGGAUGGAACCCUGGGCUACUACCGAGACGAGACGGCGCAGGACGAGGAGGACCGUGUGCUCAUCCACUUCAACGUCCGCGAGGUGAAGAUUGGCCAAGAGUGCCAUGAUGUGCAGCCCCCAGAGGGCCGGAGCCGAGAUGGCCUGCUGACGGUGCACCUGCGGGAAGGCUCCCGCCUGCACCUGUGUGCAGAGACCCGGGACGACGCCAUAGCGUGGAAGACAGCGCUGCUGGAGACCAACGCCACCCCGGCCCCAGCUGGAGCCACAGUCCCUCCCAGGAGCCGCCAGGUUUGCCCCAAGGUCAGGUGUGUGACCCGCUCAUGGAGCCCCUGUAAGUUUGAGAGGCGGAUCUGGGUGCGCGUCUACAGCCCAUACCAGGAUUACUAUGAAGUGGUGCCACCAAACGCGCACGAGACCACCUAUGUCCGCAGCUACUAUGGGCCGCCCUACCCAGGCCCCGGCGGCGUGACUCACGUGAUCGUGCGGGAGGAUCCCUGCUACAGCGCGGGCGCCCCGCUGGCCAUGGGCAUGCUCGCGGGGGCCGCCACGGGCGCCGCGCUCGGCUCGCUCAUGUGGUCGCCCUGCUGGUUCUGAGCCCGGGGUCCCAGCGCGGGAAGCCCACCUCCCUCCGCAGACAUCUGUAGACCGCUCUUCCUCCCGAACACACCGCCCCAGUCCUGCGCCACUUGGCCCCCACCACGUUCCCUAGUGCCUCCGAGAAGCUUGGACCCCCAACUCCCACAUGCCAAGAAGCUAUUGUUUCACAGGUACCAUCACUGCCCCAAUUCUCUACUUACCGUGGUCAAACACCAAGAAAUUCCUGACGGAUACAUGACAGUAUCCUGCGGCCUGUCUCCAAGCACACGCACCAACGUAUGUUUUAAGAAACAACAUAAUUUGACUUCAGGCUCUCUGGGCCCUGGGGUGACACACUCCUCCAAGCGCUGCUGGCCUGGUGGGGAAGCUACAUUUGACAUACCAGUUGUCAGCCCUUUGUUGGGAAUGCAGGGUAGGCAAGGAAGUGGGAGUGGGGACCAGAACAGUAAACGUGCUGGCAUGCCCUAGAAAUUAAAAGGCGGUUCAGUUGGAUUGGAAUCGGCUGGGCUGGGCCUCCAGGCUUAAGAGCUUGCUGGUUAGGGAGUUUUAUGUACGGAAGGUUCAUGAUGGCGCCUGUAAUGUAUUACCUAUUAUUUCUAUCAACACACACUCAUAUCCCACCCAUUUCCUGGGUUUAGUUCCACCCUUUUAUCACCAAUUUCCUGGGCCCUUUUCCUUCAAUGGCCAGGUAAGCAUUUGGGACCUCCAGCCUUACCUAUGAAACUGCCUCCAUCAGGAAAUGACUUUUUCAUCAUCAAAAUGUGGCCCUUAGGCCACGGCCAUCAGUCUUGGCCUCUUCCAUUGCUCUGGGGUACAGUGGUGUCCCUUUGGGAGGAUAGUGGUGUUCACAUCUGGGGCCUGUUCCCCCCUUUCCCACCCGGAGGUCCCAUGUGUGGAUCACUGCAGGUGGCCCAGCAGUCCAUUUCAUCACCUUCCAGCCCCUUCCCUUGUCCCCAUCACCAAUGGAAAUGCUACCGUGGUCACCAUCUAGUCUCCGUUCCCAUCACCACUAGAAAUGCUAACAUACCUGCCCAGUCGCCAGAAUAGUUGGCUGAAGAUUCCCUGCAGAUGGGGGCUCCACUGACUGCUGCAGACUAAUAAAGGUGUAGAUGGCUCGCA
Echinops telfairi (small Madagascar hedgehog) is the source of this 1887-nucleotide messenger RNA. RefSeq names its product pleckstrin homology domain containing B1 (gene PLEKHB1). The transcript is spliced from 8 exons. Gene Ontology annotation, cellular component: membrane. Gene Ontology annotation, biological process: regulation of cell differentiation. The record is from RefSeq and is a predicted model, not a curated record. Lineage: Eukaryota; Metazoa; Chordata; Mammalia; Afrosoricida; Tenrecidae. The coding region runs from base 31 to 765 and encodes 244 amino acids.